AUGGAGGCUUCUCCAUCACAAGCUUCAAAUCCAAAAUAUGAAGAUCUAGCAAACAAGAUGGCAGCAUUGUCACAUAAUGAAGAAGAAGAUUUUGAAGUGCCAGAAGAUCUACUUGAGACCACAUCUUCACAUAAAUACUCUCUAGUCAUUACCACUGUCACAAGAAGAGAGGAUGGGAUUAACAUCCUCUACAAUAUGCUUAUCAUAUCUUGGAGACCGUCUGGAAAUAUGGAAAUAUCAAUCUUUGGGAAGGAAAUAUACGUAGUUCACUUCGAACUAGGAUGUGACUACAACACAGUCCUAACCAGAUCACCAUGGGGACUCAAUGAAGAUAUCCUCCUUAUGGAGAUAUGUGAUCCUGACAAGCUGCCAGAAGAGUAUGAAUUCAGAUUUGCAGAUUUCACAGUACAAAUUCAUGGACUACCGAUUAGCUCUCAAACAUCCAAAAUGGUCGAGUUCAUUGCAAGCAAGAUAUUGACUCCUUACCCUAUUAGCUCAACUGAUCGUGCAAAGUGGGGAAGUUUCGCCAGAGUCAGAGUCAAAUUGGAUGUUACAGAAAAACUCAGACAUGAGCUAAAUUUCACUCUACCAUCCAAGAAAAAAAUGCAAGGUCAUGUUAAGCAAUGCCCUGAGUUGUCUAGGGAAUGCGAGAAAAUGGGAUUAUUUUCUCCAGAAACCUUCACGGAGAAGAUGCAGGAUAUGAAAGUUGCAAGACUUACAGAAGAGAUCAAUGUAAACUACAAACCUAAACCCAAUCAUAAUAUGUCAUCAUCAAGAACCUUCAAAGAAACUCAAAGCCACAACAAUAAAGAUGACAACAGUUGCAAUCCUUCCAUAUUGUUCUUGUUUGAAACAAGGCUGAAUGAUUCAAAAAGCAAAAGGAUUUGCAGCUCUCUGAACUACAAGCACUUUGAAUACGUUGUUGCUAUUGGCAGAAGCGGCGUGCUUGCUUUACUUUGGAAUGACACAGUGGACAUAUCUGUAGUUUCAAAAUCUACAAACUGCAUCCAUUGUAUUAUCGAAUCCCAUUUAUCUUUACCAAGAUGGGAGCUUUUCUGUGUAUAUGGGCCUCCAUCUCAACAACAUAGGAAUGGUUUUUGGAGACACAUAAACAAUACUCUAGAAACUGUUGAAGGUGCAUGGUGUAUGAUUGGUGACUUAAAUGCCCUAAUGCACCAACACAAAAAGCAAGGUGGCUCACCAACCACAGAUAUCAGCUGCCAGGAAUUCAGAACUAUGAUAAGGGAAAGAGAUAUUCUUGAUCUUGGGUACGCUGGACCUGCCUUCACUUGGUCUAACAAUUCCACCCAAAACAAUCCAAUCUUUGAGAGAUUAGACAGAGCAAUCUAUAACUCAGAAUGGAGAGUUCUAUUCUCGGAUGCUGCAGUGCUACACCUACCGAGAAUCGAAAGUGAUCACUCCCCCAUAAUUCUCAACACUAUGAGGAAACCACCCAAGAGAAAUCCAAACUACAAGUUUGAGUUUUAUUGGACUGAUCACCCUCAGUUCAAAGAGGUAAUGCAAAAUAGCUGGGACAAUUCUGCAGGAAACACAAUUUCAAGAUUAACAACGUUGGAUAAAGGACUAUGGAAGUGGAGCAGGAAAACUUUUGGAGACACAAGAAGGGAGAUAAAACUUGAGAAACAAAAGUUGAUUGAUCUGAAAUCUUCUUCACACCAGAGAGACACCGGAGAGGAGGAGAAAGACAUAUGUUAUAACAUCAUUACUCUUGAGAAAAGAGACAGAAUAUUUUGGCAAUAA
This is a messenger RNA of Papaver somniferum (opium poppy), 1761 nucleotides long. RefSeq lists its product as uncharacterized. NCBI's taxonomy places the organism in Eukaryota, Viridiplantae, Streptophyta, Magnoliopsida, Ranunculales, Papaveraceae. The transcript is spliced from 3 exons. Bases 1 to 1761 code for a protein of 586 amino acids. The record is from RefSeq and is a predicted model, not a curated record.